Molecule: messenger RNA, 1516 nt
Organism: Geodia barretti
Lineage: Eukaryota; Metazoa; Porifera; Demospongiae; Tetractinellida; Geodiidae
Source: the annotation of a GenBank genome assembly
UCUCUUUGCCGGCGAAGGGCCCUGUCCUAGCAUGAGCGUCACGUGCCCACUCAGAGGCAGUGGAGUGUAGGGAGGAGGAGAGGGCGAGGUACAGAAGGAAGAUGACGGGUCCUGGGCGCUCUGUCCCAUCCAAUAUCCGUCUACCAACGGCGGAUAAAAUUCUUGAUGGAGACUGCCAUCGUCUUCCACGAUGACUCCUACUCGAGCCGGCGAGCGAGAAGUCCCGCAACCCAUUCUCCUGCGGACGACGUCUCUGUGCUUGCGCAGCUGAUGUUGUUUUUGCGCAGACGAGCUACGCCCACUUCUGCUAAUUACAGGGACUGGACUCGUUUUCCCCACUUUUCCUUGUUCGCGCGAUCGUGGGUAAAGAAAAGCGCGAUGUCUCGCCUCUGUCGUGUCCUAUUCUUCUUGUUCCUCGCUAGAUCCCUUUCCGGACGCCUCUACCUGGCGCCUUCGGACAAGCUGACAGUUUCGGACGACUACGAUCGGACACCCUACCCGAAGGAAUCCGGACAGCCAUUUGCCUACUGGGAAGUGAAAGGAACCGUAAACUCCACUGGUAGAUCCUACACCGCUCACGUGGCCGUGUUAUCCAAAGCCCUACCAAGCAGCUUCUCCUAUGCAUUACCACCUGGAGGUUGCUGCCAUGCUACCAAGACAUCACUCACAGCGAAGGCUCAUGACUGUAAGUACGCCACUAAUGCUGGUUACUUCGAUGUGGACACUGGCAGCUGUAUCGGGAACAUCAUCAUCAACAGCACUGCAAUUGAAUUGCCUGCCACAGCUAGAGCCAACUUUGGUCUGACGGCUGACUCAUUCAUCAGUGGAUACCUCACUAACUCCACGAUUCUCACUCUCGGUCUCACCAACUUGAUCUCCGGGGCUGGCUGGAUAGUCAGAAGGCAAGUAUUAAUUACCCUGGAGGAACCCCUCUAAUCAGGACACCAAUGAAAGUUUCUAUAAUUAUUAGUGAGGUGGCAUUCUGACAAAAAAACUUGUGCUUGCACCAUCCUCCCUAUCAAAUUCAGAGGAAUGUCAUAUGUGAACCAGAGUGUGAAGGAAGAAGAGAUAAACGAAAGUUUUGUCAUUCUCAAGGCUCCACGGACCGUCAUCGGUGCCCAUGGCAACGGAUCUCUCUUCCUCGUUCAGGUGGACGGUAUAGAAGACCUAAAGGAAGGACUUGAUCUUUACGAAAUGGCAGACAUCUUGAUCAGCAUGGGAAUGAGCCAGGCAGUGAACCUGGACGGAGGAGGCAGCAGCGUGUCCGUGUAUGAGGGAGAAGUGGUGAGUCGACCAACGUGUAUCGACACACCAGUCAUCUGUGAGAGACCAGUCACUACUAUUACUUGUAUGUACUAGACCAGGACUGGACUGGUGACGUAGUGUUUGUAUAUAUAUCCUCGUAAUGGGCGGCAUGCCAUUGAAUGUAGAACCUUCUUCACCUGUUGUUAAUUAAUAGAACGAAUUCAGCACGUUUUGGCAUGCAAGCCUUUGAAAAUGACCUUGAAAAGUGCAU